Messenger RNA from Dryobates pubescens (Downy woodpecker), 1722 nucleotides. RefSeq names its product SLIT and NTRK-like protein 6. Gene Ontology annotation, molecular function: protein binding. The record is from RefSeq and is a predicted model, not a curated record. The coding region runs from base 55 to 1308 and encodes 417 amino acids. Gene Ontology annotation, cellular component: extracellular matrix. NCBI's taxonomy places the organism in Eukaryota, Metazoa, Chordata, Aves, Piciformes, Picidae. The transcript is spliced from 2 exons.
GCCGGUGGCCGCGCCCGGUGGGGAGCACGGCGGGACGCGGAGCGGCCCCGGAGGAUGGGGCUUGCGACGGCAGGCGCAGGGCUGGGGACAGUGUCCCUCUGGGGCAGUCUCCUGCUCGCUGCCGGCCUGGCUCUCGACCCAGCACCGCAAAGCUGCAACUGCACCGAGCCCAUGGACUUCCAGGCUUUCCGGGAGGCUCCACUGCCUGAGAGCUGCUGCCUCAACUUCACCAGCUCCAACAUCACCCAUCUGGACUGGGGUGCACUGGUAGGGGUGCAGGGACUGAGAGAGCUCUACCUCUCGCACUGUGGCAUCAUGGAUAUCAGUAACGCACAGGGAGCUCCUCCUGAGUUGGAGAUCUUGCACUUAAGUCACAACCUGCUGGAAAGUCUCCCUGGGAGCUUUCUGGAAGAUGCCCCUAAUCUGAGGGUCCUUUAUUUGGACAGCAACCAGCUCCAGGAGUUGCCCAAGUCCUUCCUGAAAGCAUCAACCCAGGUCCAGGAGGUUUAUCUGGGUUUCAAUGCUCUGACCUUCCUUCCCACCAGCCUCCUGAAGCCAUCUCUGCUCCAGCUCCAGCUCUCCAACAACAGCUGGGACUGCAACUGUGCUCUCCUGAGCAAUCUGGAGGGCUGGACCAGCCUGGCUGCUGAAGUUAUCUGCCACACACCAGAGCAGUACCACGGUGUGGACCUCCAGAGUAUACCCCGGGAUAAGCUGUGCCACUCACCCAACCUAACUGCCCUCUUCAUCUGCUUGCCUUUCCUCCUCAUCCUUGCCAGCAUCACCUGGUGCUUCUGCAGGCAUAAGAGAAAGACUAACUACAGCUUUCAGAGCAGGUCCCAGAGCCACCUGGCCACAGCAGAGAGGGGCAACAUGCCGGUGCUUGCAGAAUCCCACCACUACGUCCCCUAUGAGCUGCCUGUCACCCCCUCUAAGAGCAAGAAGAAGGUGCUGCUGAGGAGCCAGGUCCUCCUUCAGCCCUCUGCAGACCCACUGGACAGCAGCAAAGACCUCUAUGAGGAGGUGGAGAUCCAGGUGGGAUCCUCCUGCAGUUCCCAGGUACCAACCCAUGAAGUGCAGAGGGGGAUGAGUCUGGGCAGGCAGUGGGGCAACCCAGCACCAAGGGCAGAGGAGCUGGGGAGCAGUGAGCCAGAGGUGGACACUGUCAGUGUGAGUGAAGUCCUGAAGGACUCUGCCAACCGAGAGAAGAUGUACUUGAGUCAGUCAACCAACUAUUACAACCUGGUACCUGGCAUUGAGCUGGAGGACUCAGACAACCUGGAGUAUGAGAGCAUAGACCUGCACUGAUGCCAGGACUGGGUCUGUAUUAGGGACAUGUCAGGAUGGUGCCAAGCCAGAGUGAAAGCUAGCAGAGCAGGAAAGGCACAAACUGUCCUGCUGUGGUUUACAGUGGCUGCUUGCAAAGCUGCACCCCGAAAUUCCUAUCCCUCCCCGUGUGGUACCAUGUGCAUCUCUCACUUGCCAGGUGCUCAGCUGGGCAGAGGUAUGAGUGGACACUGGGGACCCAGCCAGUGUCCAAGGAAGAAUGUGGAGGGGAAGCAAGGCCUGGCUUUAGGAACCAGGGCCACCAUCCUUUCUCAUUGGAAAAAGAUGGCAGCUGGCACAGACCUGCUGCUCCCCAACCCACAGAGCACUGGGUUUCAGGAAUGGGACUAUCUCUGCCUACAUGGUCUGUGGCGUGGGUGUGAGCAGGUGUGCAAG